CUGAGAGGAACGAACAUUAGUGUUCCUCGUGCCAGGGAAGGAAGCCCAUCAGCUGAUCCGGCAGCUUCGGACAUCAACCCGAGACUUUAUAGAUCUCGCUUGUUUUUCCUUCAAGUUUCGUGACGGAGAUAUUCAGUAAAAUAUCAGAAGUCAAGUGCAUGUCCCGAUAUGGCACCGAGACCAGAAUUGGAGCGAUCCACAGGAAAUUUAUGCACCGCAGACUCUAUUGGGCAUUCGACGCCCGUUACCUCACACAAAGGUGACAUCAAAGAUGGGACUGGAUCGCCUCGCUCACUUAAGAGCGAUUCGAUCACCGUUACAGUCCCACCUGACGGCGGAUGGGGUUGGGCAGUCCUUUUUGGCACCAUGCUGGUCAAUCUGGUGACCAUCGGACAUGUCAAAUCCUUUGGGGUGUACUUCCCCAAUCUCAUGCAACAUUUUUCUGCAUCUCCUUCGCGCGUAGCAUGGAUCCAGGCGCUACAGAUCUCCACCUGUACCUUUCUAUCACCUGUGUCGAGUAUUAUGUCUCAAGUGAUAGGACCGAGGAAUGUAGCGUUGGUUGGAGGAAUUUUAGCGUGUUUUGGUCUUACUGUAUCAUCUUUUGUUUCUAAAUUAGGAUAUAUAUAUGUUUUCUACGGAGUGAUGCAAGGAUUGGCUGCUACACUAUCAUUUACGCCUGGUGUGAUGAUGAUUGGACAAUAUUUUGACAAAAGACGAGGUUUUGCGAAUGGACUCGGAAUGGCUGGAAAUGCUCUUGGCGGAAUCUUGAUUCCGCUACUUGUCGAUCGUCUCAUAGCCAUAUACGGGGUGAAUGGGGCUCUACUGAUAAUGGGCGGAGUAAUCUUACAUGCAUGUGUUGGCGCCAUGUUUUGGCAACCCGUCGAACAACAUAUGGUUAAGGUUAAAAGAGUGGCAGAAUCUGUCGAUAAUGAUAGCCUGUAUCUUGACGUUGAAGAGGAUGACGAAGACAGCAAACUCGAGCUACAGGAGAAUCUUCCGUUUGAUGGUAAAUUUUUUGGAGCAAAGAGAUCCACGUCCGUCGACGAUCUCGCUAUUCGUAAAUUGGCGAGCCCGCGACCAUGGGAUUUUUAUUCUCGACAGAUAUCCAUGCCAGGCCAAACUGUAGACGACGUCACAGAAAAUUUGAUAUAUCCAUCUAUUUCAGAUAGAUAUUCAACAUUACUCAGCUCUCAUAGCGCCGAUACUAUCCCCGAUCUUCAGGAGAUUAGAAUGAGAAAACUUAGGACGGAAUCAAAGGCUUCUUCGUUUCUUUAUCUCAGUACAUUUCAUCUCGCUCCUUCAUAUGGAGCUUUAUUAACAAGAGAAAGAAUUGCCGAAGAUUCAGAAACUACUACUCCGUGUCCGGAUAUAGAUAUUCAAGAGGAAAUCGAUGACAAGAAUAACAAUAAUAACUGCGAAAAGAAACAAACUGUAGUGAAAAAGAAACGACGUCUUUCUAUGCCUUGUUUUAGAAAUAUAGGCAUAGAUCUCUCUAUACUUCACAAUAGUGUAUUCUAUGUAUUGAUGGUAUCAAUUAUGUGUCAUUUAUUAGGAUAUCCAGGUACACAAAUGUUUUUACCAUAUAGAGCCACGACUUUGGGCUUGUCACAGCGUCAAGCAGCAUCUUUAUUGUCAAUCUUGGCAUUCACCGAUCUUAUAGGUAGGAUUGGUUGCGCAUGGUUGUCCGAUUUCCACUGGUUUCCAAGAAAAUAUUGGUUCAUUGUAGGAAUCUUCAUGUCUGGAGUAUGCGCUUUUUCCAUGCAGUUCACUUACGAUUAUUUAUCAUUGUGUGCCUGUUCCGCUGCAUUUGGACUCGCAUCUGGCGCAUACGUUGGACUUAUGGUAGCCUUGUUUGCCGAUGCUUUUGGAGGAAAAUUGGUAGCCCUAGCUUACAGCCUCGCUAAUAUGUUGUCCGGAUUUGUCGCACUUGGAGGAACUCCACUCAUGGGUUAUGUACUAGAACAAACAGGAAGCUAUAGCAUUUGCCAGACAAUUCUUGGAUUAUCUCAAAUUCUUGGUGCUGCUGUUUGGGUCUUCGAACCAUUUGCCGUUAGAAGAGAGAAAAGAAAGUCUAUGGAACAAGAAAAUGACGAUUCUAAAGUGUAAAUUGGAAUGAUAAUAUAAUGCACUUGGUUCAAGACUGCAAUGUUUGUCGAUUAGGAAUGUAGCUGAUGUAUUAUAGAUUAGUUAUCGCUCAUUAUGUCUCCAAAAAUAUUUUCAUUCAUUUUGCCUAAUAAUAGUAUAUAGCAUAAAUGUUUCAAUGUCAUCUAGAGAGUAAAAAAAUAAUUAUAAUUUCAAUCAUUUUAAACACGCUUCUAAGAAGCAAUGCAGUAGAUAAUGUACAGUGUGUCCUAAAAAUCACUGCAAGCACUCUGGAUCAGAAACCUAAGCUUAUUAUAUCACUUAAGCAUUAUUUUUAUUUUGUGGCUAUCAUAUGAGAAUAUCGAGUUAGAAUAUAUUAUUUAAAAGAAUUUAUAGCUUAAGCACAAUUAAUUGUUGCAUAUAGAUUAAAUAAUAAGGUGCAUAUAAAAGUUGUGCCAAGUUUGCAUAAUUAUCCUAAUAAUCUUACGAUCAACAAGGAACUUAAACUGACACAUCUUUUUAAAAAAUUAUAAUUUGUUUGUAAUGAAUAUAUGGAGUUUUGAGAUAAAACUCCAAUAUGAAUCAAUUUUGUAGAUACUUUAAAUUUUGAUAGAGGAUAUAUAUAUUAAAUUAAAAUGAACGAUGACAAUAUUUAUUAAUCGUAACAAUUUUCAUAAUUACAAUAAAGCAAAUAUUUAAUUUGUAAUGGUAAAUAUUCAACUAUUGAUUAAUGUUGUCAGUACGAAUACUGAUAAAUAUAUAUAUAUAUAUUGUUAGAUUUUGGAGAAAUAUCACAAUAAUGAGUUAAUAUAAUUUGUAAUAAAGUAAAAUAAUUUGUAGAAAACAAUUUGUAAUGAAAAUUAUAAAUGAUUUUUUGGUUCGUUCCCUUUUGCAUUGUUAAAAGAGCUUCCUUAAAUUUCAAGAAUCCAUGCUAAACGAACAAACUGAUGCUAAUAGCAAUUUAUAUAUUAAAGAGGGACCAUAUCGUGCCAUACAGAUAUCAUUGCUUUAGAAACUAAUGUUUAAAACGAUGUUUUAAGCAGUAUUUAAUAACUGUUCGCGGAAAUCCUGUUGUCCAGGCCGUUCAGAAUUAAUGAUUUCGCGGACACACUGUAGUGUAACACAGCGUUACGUUUCCAAUGGAAACAUAUUUUCUAAGGAGAUUUAUCUCCUGUUUUGUUUAUCCAUGAAUUUAUUUCUGUUAUUUUAAAUCUAGAAAGCAAAGGGUUUUAGAAUAUCAGCGCCAUCUUGGUGUCAAGAUACUACCUGCACGUGUUCACAAUCUUACACGGUGCCCUUACGAGCAGCAAUUAACUGUUUUGCUUUGAUGCAACGGUGGGAGAACGUACAAUAUAUCCUGUGAUAUUUCAAUAUUUUUUUCUUCCUUUUUGUCUCUCAAGUGCAUAGUAUUGUUUCGUAUUCAUCCUCUGAAAGUUCUGGUUGCAUUUGAAAGACUAGAAUCGAAUCCUAAAAAAAAAAAGAUAAAGGAAAGUUGAUUUCGCACGAUAUAAGAUUGCUAGGAUUUUAAAUAUUUGUAAACAUAUUUCAUGAGGUUUGUUUA
Molecule: messenger RNA, 3643 nt
Organism: Centruroides sculpturatus (bark scorpion)
Lineage: Eukaryota; Metazoa; Arthropoda; Arachnida; Scorpiones; Buthidae
Exons: 5
Coding region: 169-2106 (645 amino acids)
Biological process (GO): transmembrane transport; monocarboxylic acid transport
Molecular function (GO): monocarboxylic acid transmembrane transporter activity
Source: RefSeq, a predicted model, not a curated record